This is a messenger RNA of Dacryopinax primogenitus, 1348 nucleotides long. Its product is annotated as MFS general substrate transporter. Gene Ontology annotation, cellular component: membrane. NCBI's taxonomy places the organism in Eukaryota, Fungi, Basidiomycota, Dacrymycetes, Dacrymycetales, Dacrymycetaceae. Gene Ontology annotation, molecular function: transmembrane transporter activity. Bases 23 to 1348 code for a protein of 441 amino acids. The transcript has 11 exons. Gene Ontology annotation, biological process: transmembrane transport. The record is from RefSeq and is a predicted model, not a curated record.
CCUUUGCUUACUAUCAUCUGCUAUGACUUCCAUAGAACUGGCUGACCGGAUCCACCUCGACUCACUGAGGAGCGGAACAAGCCUAACAAACCGUGCGUCUGCUCUUGAAGACGUGCCUGCCGAGCCACAAGCGGAGGCGGUUAGUGCUGUUCCUACCCUCAGCAGGAGGCAGGAAUGGACAUACUUGGCGGUACUCUAUUGGGCAUACUUCGUCUAUGGAUGGAAUGAUGGUUCUACUGGGCCGCUCUUACUCCGGAUCCAGGACAACUACAACGUGACCUCCACGAUCGUCUCUCUGCUCUUCGUCGGAACGUUUAUCGGAUAUGUUUUCUCCGCCGCGCUUACUGUGCCUCUAAUGGACACCUUCGGCUUCGGCAAGAUCUGCUCUCUAACCGCUCUCUGCCAAGUCGCGGCCUACGCGCUGAUGGCGUCCGCUUUGCCCUUCCCCGCCAUGGUUUCUGCCUUUGUACUCAAUGGAUUUGCCGUCGGCCUUCUGGGCGCACAAGCGAACGUGCUGGUCACAAAUCUUCCGAACUCGGAGAAUAAGCAUCAGCUGCUCCAUGCAUCAUAUGGCGUUGGUGCAACAGUCAGCCCAUUAGUAGCGACUCUCUUCUCCCAAACUGUUCACUGGUCUUUCCAAUAUCUGAUCACGGCGUGCUUCGCCCUGCUUGUAUUCGUGCUGGUCACGUUCGUCUUCCGGCUGCGAAGGAUGGAAGACGUACUCGGCAUUCCAGAGGGAGCGAAUGCGGAAGAGCAAGCCAACCGGGCAAACAAGUUCCAGCAGCUUCUGACCUUCAAGGCGGUCCACCUGCUCGCAUUCUUCCUUCUGUUUUAUGAGGGAUUGGAGGCUACCAUCGGGGGAUGGAUCGUCACCUAUCUCACCCAGGUCAGAGGGGCAGGACCGUCGGCAGGCUACAUCUCUAGCGGUUUCUGGAGAGGUUUGACAGUGGGUCGACUCGCCCUCAUGUGGGUAAACAAGAAGAUCGACCCGAGACGAGUUAUCUUCUUCUAUCUCGGGUUGGCGAUCGCGAUGGAAGCCCUUGUUUGCUUCGUCCCAUGGGUGAUCGGCGAUGCGAUAGCGAUCGCAGGAGUUGGACUGGUUCUGGGACCCUUCUUCCCGCUCGUUGUUGGAACCGGAAGCCAACUCUUGCCUCGUUGGCUGCUGGCGGGCAGUAUCGGCUGGAUCGCCUCGGUCGGUCAAGUGGGCUCGGCCCUCUUCCCAUUCUUGACCGGUCUUCUGUCGCAGAAAUUUGGCAUCAAAGUCCUUCAACCGUUAUUAGUCGCCAUGAUGGCUUCCUGUAUCGGACUGUGGGCGCUGGUGCCUGCUAUUCCUCGCAGGACGGAUUGA